Molecule: messenger RNA, 10622 nt
Organism: Polyodon spathula (Mississippi paddlefish)
Lineage: Eukaryota; Metazoa; Chordata; Actinopteri; Acipenseriformes; Polyodontidae
Product: zinc finger protein GLI2-like
Exons: 14
Coding region: 759-6059 (1766 amino acids)
Biological process (GO): smoothened signaling pathway; regulation of transcription by RNA polymerase II
Cellular component (GO): nucleus
Molecular function (GO): RNA polymerase II cis-regulatory region sequence-specific DNA binding; DNA-binding transcription factor activity, RNA polymerase II-specific
Source: RefSeq, a predicted model, not a curated record
UUUGUUUUCUGUUCACUACAGUAAUGCAAAUUAUACAGUAAAUUGCCGUAUCUUAAAGCAGAAGCAUGUUUUACAGUAGGUUACAGAAUAUAUGUUCCUUAGCUGCUGGAAAAGAACAAUACAUGCUUGCAAGUUCCACCUAACUUCACUGCAAGCUGCUUCUUCACUGCUGGAUUGGAGCAAGCCCGUCCCAUCUGCUGUAGCAAAUGGCUUGAACUCUGGAGGGGUUAGAUUGAAAACCGAUCGGGCUGCACAUUUCUUUCUCACACCCUCUCUACCUCCAUUAAAAAAUAAGGAAAAGGAGCGUGUUGGCUGAUAAAACCCGAAGAAGCACGCGGCGUUUUAAAGGGUUAGCGAACUUUGCCUAAUCGCAGUGAUGGACUGAGGGAGCACCCAGGACACUCUACAGCGCUGCGGCUCCGCUCUGAACUUUAUGAAUGAGCCUCCUUCUUAGAAACAAACUUGCAUCGAGCUUUGCUAAAACACAUCCCGCCUCCAUCUCUCCUCUUUGUUUUUUAAACAGUGACGUUACCAUUUUAGAUGGAUUUUCUUCGCAUACUAAGAUGGACAUGCAUUUUGCUGAUUUGUGAUUGACAGAUUAUUCUGUAAAUCUCGAUCGCAUUAUUCGGUUGUAAAGAUCGCUCGUGUAUCGGAUAAAGCGAAUAGCGAGGCACUGGGAUCCGAUUGCAGAGCGAGCGGCUGUGCAGAAUCAUCUUUACAUCACCAGGUUUGAUCUACUGAAUCACCACCAUCUUAAAAUGGAGACUUCGGCUCAAACCGCUAGUGAGACAAAGGAGACCAAGAGCUCAAUCAUAGAGGGGAACGGCUUCACGGACACUGGCAAGAAAUCGUCAGCUUCAGCGAUAGCACAAGCCCCACACCACAUAUUCCCAACAUUCCACGCUCCAAUUCCGAUUGACAUGCGUCACCAUGAGGGGAGAUAUCAUUAUGAACCACACUCCAUACACGCUAUGCACGGCCCUCCUGGAUUAACUGGUAGCCCUGUCAUCUCCGACAUCUCCCUCAUUCGACUGUCCCCCCACCCUGCCGCCGUCGGGGAGCACCCCUUCAACGCUCCUCACCACUACGUCAGCCCCCACAUGGAGAACUACCUCCGCUCCGUGCACGGCAGCCCCACACUCUCCAUGAUCUCAGCAGCCCGAGGCCUGAGCCCAGCGGAGGUUACACACGAACACUUGAAGGAGAGAGGGCUUUUCAGCCUGCCCCCUCCCCCCCCUGGAGCUACCCCUGCUGAGUACUACCACCAAAUGGCAGUGAUGGCCAGCCACCGCAGCCCUUAUGGGGAACUCCUGAUGCAGAGCGGAGCAGCAGCAGCGAUGGCUGCACACCUCCCGGACUACAUCAACCCCGUGGAUGUAUCUCGGUACUCCAGCCCACGGCUGACUCCGAGGCUCAGUCGAAAGCGAGCUCUUUCCAUCUCGCCCCUCUCCGAUGCCAGCAUUGACCUCCAGACCAUGAUCCGCACCUCGCCCAACUCCCUGGUGGCCUAUAUCAACAACUCCAGGAGCAGCUCUGCAGCCAGUGGCUCGUACGGGCAUCUCUCUGCCGGAGGAAUCAGCCCUGCGUUUGCUUUUCCCCACCCCAUCAAUCCAAUGGCAUACCAGCAGAUUCUGAACCAGCAGAGAGGCUUGAGCUCCACGUUCGGGCACACCCCCCCUCUCAUCCAGCCGUCUCCCUCGUUUGUAACGCGGCAGCACAUGACAGGAAUCUCCUGCCUUCCAACCCCUGCACACAACAACAGCAACAACAACAGCACUUCCGACUCAAACCAGAACGCCAGUGGGGAGUCAGCAGUGAGCAGCUCCAUGAACCCGAUGAUAACCAAGCGAUCCAAGGUGAAGACAGAGGGGGAGGGAGUGAGACCAGCCUCCCCAGGCACUCAGGUAAUGGGGCACAGUGCAUCCAAGGUGAAGACAGAGGGGGAGGGAGUGAGACCAGCAUCCCCAGGCACUCAGGUAAUGGGGCACAGUGCAUCCAAGGUGAAGACAGAGGGGGAGGGAGUGAGACCAGCCUCCCCAGGCACUCAGGUAAUGGGGCACAGUGCAUCCAAGGUGAAGACAGAGGGGGAGGGAGUGAGACCAGCCUCCCCAGGCACUCAGGUAAUGGGGCACAGUGCAUCCAAGGUGAAGACAGAGGGGGAGGGAGUGAGACCAGCAUCCCCAGGCACUCAGGUAAUGGGGCACAGUGCAUCCAAGGUGAAGACAGAGGGGGAGGGAGUGAGACCAGCCUCCCCAGGCACUCAGGUAAUGGGGCACAGUGCAUCCAAGGUGAAGACAGAGGGGGAGGGAGUGAGACCAGCAUCCCCAGGCACUCAGGUAAUGGGGCACAGUGCAUCCAAGGUGAAGACAGAGGGGGAGGGAGUGAGACCAGCAUCCCCAGGCACUCAGGUAAUGGGGCACAGUGCAUCCAAGGUGAAGACAGAGGGGGAGGGAGUGAGACCAGCCUCCCCAGGCACUCAGGUAAUGGGGCACAGUGCAUCCAAGGUGAAGACAGAGGGGGAGGGAGUGAGACCAGCCUCCCCAGGCACUCAGGUAAUGGGGCACAGUGCAUCCAAGGUGAAGACAGAGGGGGAGGGAGUGAGACCAGCAUCCCCAGGCACUCAGGUAAUGGGGCACAGUGCAUCCAAGGUGAAGACAGAGGGGGAGGGAGUGAGACCAGCCUCCCCAGGCACUCAGGACCAUCUGGCUGGAAUCGUGGGUCUCACAGAAGAUUUAGAUAAGGACGAGUGUAAACAGGAGCCAGAAGUUAUAUAUGAGACAAACUGCCACUGGGAGGGCUGCACCAAGGAGUAUGAUACUCAGGACCAGCUUGUGCAUCACAUUAAUAACGAGCACAUCCACGGGGAGAAGAAGGAGUUUGUGUGCCGCUGGGAGGAGUGCUCCCGGGAGCAGAAGCCCUUCAAGGCGCAGUACAUGCUGGUGGUGCAUGUGAGGAGACACACAGGGGAGAAGCCACACAAGUGCACAUUCGAAGGCUGUUCCAAAGCUUACUCCCGACUGGAGAAUUUAAAGACUCACCUGAGAUCCCACACUGGAGAGAAGCCGUAUGUCUGUGAACACGAGGGCUGCAAUAAAGCCUUCUCUAACGCCUCGGACAGAGCCAAGCACCAGAACAGGACCCACUCCAAUGAGAAACCCUAUGUGUGUAAGAUCCCGGGCUGCACAAAGAGGUACACAGACCCCAGCUCCCUGAGGAAGCAUGUAAAGACCGUACAUGGGCCUGAAGCUCAUGUCACAAAGAAACAGAGAAACGAAGCCCUCCACCGGCCUCAGCCAUCAAGGGAGAACGGAGCAAACGAGGCCAGCGCCAAACACAGUGGCAGGGGCUUGGAGGACAACAGCACAACUAGAGGCAUGGAGGACUGCUUACAAGUCAAACCCAUUAAAACAGAGAACUCUGUGAUGUAUCAGUCCAGCCCUGGUGGUCAGUCAUCAUGCAGCAGUGAGCCAUCCCCGCUUGGCAGCAUCACCAACAAUGACAGUGCAGUAGAGAUGCACAUGAACCAUGGAGGGAGUCUGGGAGACCUGGCUGCACUGGAUGACCCCCCCAUUCGGGACUCCACCGUUUCCUCGGGGUCCUCCACAGUCGGCCUUCAGCUGCGCAAAAACAUUACCGCCACCCACAGACUUGAACAACUCAAGAAGGAGAAACUAAAGACAGUGAGGGAUUCUUGUUCAUGGGCCAGCCCAGCGCCUCAAGCCAGAAACAUCAAGCUGCCUCCCAUACCAGCGAUCGGUUCUUUACUGGAGAGUUCGAGUACUGGUGGACCCACUGCUAUGUUACCCAAGCAGAGACUGAAUGAGCUGCCUACCAGUAACGUCACUAUGCUCAAUCAGCUGAACGAACGCAGAGACAGCACCACGAGUACCAUCAGUUCAGCCUACACCGGCAGCCGGAGAUCUUCAGGCAUCUCGCCCUGCUAUUCCAGCCGCCGAUCCAGUGAGGCCUCCCAGUGCGGGGGUCGUCUGAACAACAUCAGCUCAGCAGACUCAUACGAUCCAAUCUCCACAGAUAUGUCUCGGCGAUCGAGUGAGGCGAGUCUGAGUGAGGGAAUACAAAGCCUCCUGAAUCUCACCCCUGCCCAGCAAUACAGGCUAAAGGCUAAAUAUGCCGCUGCAACUGGGGGAGCUCCACCCACUCCUCUACCCAACAUGGACCGCAUGGGUGUCCGGACAGGGAUGUCUCUGUUUGGGGAUGCAUAUGAAUCUGCAGCCGCUCCCAUGCAUCCCCCUACUGUGCCACGACGAUGCAGUGACACUGGCUAUGCUACAUCCAGUAUGAUGCUGCAGGAUGUGCCAGGCAACAGCAAUAGACGUGCAAGUGACCCUGUGCGGAGGCCAGCUGUUGAUCCUCUGUCUCUCCCGAGGGUUCAACGCUUUAACAGUACAAACAGCAUGAACCCGCUCCCCCGGCCAAUGGAGAGACGCAACCUCAGUCUGCAGAAGUACACCCGCUCAAAUGGCAGCCUGCAACGGCAUGUUUUCUGCUCCCGGCCGCCAAGCAUCACUGAGAACGUUGCUAUGGAGACGAUGUCAGGUGACUUGGACAGUCAGGCUCCAGAGGAUGACAUCAUGCUUCCGGAUGACGUAGUGCAGUACAUUAAAUCUCAGAACAGAGGCUCUGUGGAUCAGGACAACAGCUCCACAGGCUACGGCAGCCAGGCGCUGGGCUUCCAAGGAAACGUGAAUGUGCCGCAGCAGCAUCAGCAUCAGUUUUACGGCCAGCGGAGAAUGGCCAUGGUUGACACAAACAUGAAUCAGCCAGGGCAAAUAAUGGCACAGUGCCAAAUGAGCCCAGGGAACCAGCAACAGUUCCACACUCCUCCGAUUAUGAAUAAAAAUAACAUGCCUGUCCAGUGGAAUGAAGUCAGCUCAGGUACUGUUGAUGUCAUACCAAGUCAGACAAAGCAACCGUUUGCCAAAGGGAACUUAGCAGUUGUGCUGCAGAAGCAAAACUUUGGUCAGUAUCAGAACAUUGACGCCAGCCAACAAACCAUGCAAAUGAAUCAAAAUAAUGCACACAUAGCACAGCAGAGUUUCACACAGAGGAAGGCAAGCUUCAAUACCCAAAAGAUGAACUACAUGCAGCAAAGGCAGCAGCAGAUUAAUUUAAAUGAACCAAUGAGCCCACAGCGGGGGAUUAAUCAGAACAACGCAAUGCUCAGCCCGAGUGCUGCGAGUGUAAAGGCAGGCCAGCUGCCAUCGUGCAGCAGUAUACCAGGCAGCUCUGCACCCAUGAUGACCAGUAACAGUAGAGGACCCGCAGUGCAGGAUUACAGCUCUCAGCCUGGGGUGGGUCAAAACCACCUCACCCCCCCUAAUCAUUAUGAAGAUUACAGUCCCACCCAGCAGAAUUUCAACACUCCCUCCCAACGCAUGAUGAAAAGUUUCAGCCAUGGCAUGAUGCAACCUGGUCCACCUCCAGGGUCCAGCCCAUCCAACAGGCAGCGCGAGGCUCUGAGCUCCGUGCAGCAGGAACAGGCUUUUAUAAGAAGUCCACAGUCCAUCCACAGCAUGAGUCCCAGCCACACCACUUCAGAAGCCAGUCCCAAAAGGCAGCCUAACAUGCCUCAGUCCCAGGCCCAGCAGUGCGCUAAUGGUAGCCAGGAAAGCAGCUUGAUGUUUUAUUCAGGACAGAUUCACAUGUAUGAGCACAAUGGAAACCUCGACACAGGGAUUUCCUGUGCAAGGCAGCAGCAGGUGCCGCAGCAGUGUUCCUCUGAUAUAAAGGCUCCCACCAUGCCUUCCCCAGGAGUCAACCAGGUUUCAAGCACAGUCGACUCCCAGGGCAUGGAGCACGCUCAGAUAGACUUUGAUGCCAUGAUGGAUGACGGAGAUCAGUCCAGCUUGAUGUCAGGAACCCUCAGCCCCAGUAUCCUCCAGAACCUCUCCCAGAGCUCCUCCCGGCUCACAACUCCUCGCAGCUCUCUGACGCUGCCUUCCAUGCCUGCUGGGAUAACCAACAUGGCUAUCGGAGACAUGAGCUCCAUGUUGACAGCGCUGGCUGAGGAAAGCAAAUUUCUUAACCUGUUGUCUUAAUGCCGAGUCAAAAAGAAACAAAGAGACAGACAUUCAUGCUCUUUGGAAUCCUGUCUUUGACAACCAUUUCAAGUACUGUGUCCUGUUUAUUUGUGGAAAUGAUGUAACACUGCUCUCGCUGUGAGCAGAGCAGACUCAGCUUACAGUAGUAAGUUAGCACAUCAACGUGUGUUGUUUGCGAAUGAAUAUUUUUUCCGGUGUCUUCUCCAAAAGCACUGACCCAUGCUGGAUUCGACACGACAAAAACAACAUUUGCAUCACUCCUUGUAAACUAGGGAAUGAGGUUUAUUUGUGUUUGUUUGUUUUCAAUAAUUAAUGUAUUAUGCAAAUAAAAGUGUUACUGUACCUAUUAGUCAAGGAGGAAUCUAAACUGGCAAUAUGUUUUUAUGUCACAUCAAAAGCCAUAAUUUACAUACAUUUUGAGAAAGAUGUCUUUUCUAAACUUAGAUCUCACCGCAUUGCAUUUCCGUAACAUCUUGCCAAAUUUACAUUAGUAUUCAAGACCUGUUGUGACAAGUGCCUUGCUAUACUGUAUAUUUCUGUCUGAUGAUAAGAGCACGCUGGUACUCCAUGUAAACUUGAAAUGCACUGCCAGAAAACUGACAGAAGGUAUUUAGAAUGCUUUUUUUGUUUGUUUUUAUUAAUUUCCUUGAUACAUGAGUUAAAAGGUAAAAUUACCUAAAUUAUAUUAUGGAUGAUGACUCUGAUUUGAUUGUCAUCUUGUAUAUAAACACUUAGACAGAAGACUUUGAUUGGGUUACUUUAGCCAUCCCCACGACUAUGUCACUUCAGUUUACCUUCUAUGGUUAAAUGCCAGUCAGUAAAUUACAAAUCAAGAUGGGAAAUGUAUUAAAAGUGUUCUAAUGACAAAGACAUGUACGCUAUAGUCAGUGUGCAGAGAUUACAGCAUGCAAAGUGUUCUAAUGACAAAGACGUGUACGCUAUAGUCAGUGUGCAGAGAUUACAGCAUGCAAAGUGUUCUAAUAACAGACGUGUACGCUAUAGUCAGUGUGCAGAGAUUACAGCAUGCAAAGUGUUCUAAUAACAGACGUGUACGCUAUAGUCAGUGUGCAGAGAUUACAGCAUGCAAAGUGUUCUAAUAACAGACGUGUACGCUAUAGUCAGUGUGCAGAGAUUACAGCAUGCAAAGUGUUCUAAUGACAAAGACGUGUACGCUAUAGUCAGUGUGCAGAGAUUACAGCAUGCAAAGUGUUCUAAUAACAGACGUGUACGCUAUAGUCAGUGUGCAGAGAUUACAGCAUGCAAAGUGUUCUAAUAACAGACGUGUACGCUAUAGUCAGUGUGCAGAGAUUACAGCAUGCAAAGUGUUCUAAUGACAAAGACGUGUACGCUAUAGUUAGUGUGCAGAGAUUACAGCAUGCAAGUACCGCAGAGUGUGCCAUCGACGAUUAAGCAAUGCUCUGCCCUUCAACAAGACAGAGCUAGAGAAACUUAUACAAGUCUUUAUAAAAAAAAAAAAUCAAUUCUCUUUCAUUCACCUGAGUUAAAAAUAACCUUUUCUACACUCUUAACAGCACAUAUGUAGUGUACUAAAUAUGUAUAUAGCUUUUGUACAUUUUAUAAAAUACAAUAACACUUUUUUUACUUAUCUUGUGUGUAUGAGUCUUUUCAAACCACAUCCCUUUUUCCUCCUUUGGGGUAUAAGUAAUUGUGUUGGGUCUCCAGCAAGUCCUAACCACAAAAUAAACAGAGCGAUGUAUUCAUUUACAAGCAUUAGAAAAUCAAAUUUCAUUUGAGAUGCUGUAGAAUUUGCAAACAAUGUGUGUUUUCGAUGUGCUUAGCAAGUGUCCCAGUAUACAAAUGGUAGCAAUGAGGAAAUGACUUUUUUAAAUAUACAAUUCUGGUAUUUACAUAUCGGUUGACUUUAUUAUGAAAGCCAAAUGUUUAAAAUAUACAUCAAUACAAAAUAUAGUGAAAAUGUCAGUUGACUCUGCUUACUAGAGUUAAAACAUUUCCACUAAGCACGACAGACCCUACUUCCCCUGUGAUUAAGAAACAUUCAUUUUCUUUGCAGCCUCAAUUCCACUCUCUUCACCAAUGGGAUGCUCUAACUUCACUUCUUCAGAUCAGGUCAGAUUGUUUCAGGUCACUGUGCCUCCCUUGAGUUUAUUGUGCAGAUUUGAAUGAAAUCGGUUUUGUCCAAAAGCUGGCAAGUGCACUGUCCCGGCUCUUUCAUGAAACAGAUGAAAGAAGGUACUGCAAAAACACAGAACGCAUGCACUAAGCACUUUCUAAAGUUAGCCCCUGCUUUGUCCAAAAUUAACAGUGGCAGAUUGUCCCCAAGGAAAUAGUUUCAGAAACCACAUAAAUCAGACCACUCGCAGUGAUAAGAGGCCCUGGAACUCGGCUACCAAUCUGAGAAAAGAACACAUGAUUUUAUUCUGACAGUGAACUCGCUUCAUCCUAGUUUGCUGAUUGCUUUUGCCACUGGAAUCCCUUAUUCUUUCUGAGGAAAGCGCAGGCAGGAAAAAUAGCCCUGGGAUAAGAAGUUUAAGGGAGAAAAGAAGAAACGGUUAGACCGAGAGAGUGUACUUGUUUGAAUAAUUGACACACUGUAAUUAGACAGCGAUGCCAGUGGAAGCAAACAGCGUCUCUUUAAGGUUUCUGAAUGUAAAUCACGUUUUUCCCCAUGUUAACACAACGUUCUGCAGCUGUGACUCGGGUACCAGUCUCCUUCCUCCUGUAUCUUCACCGCUGGGUUGUUACUGUGCUCUUCUCUGCUGUUUUCACAUGAUAAGACCUUAACAGCCAGCAACAGCCAACAACUGCAUGAAAACACCAGCUGACAGAGAACUCCUUCAGAAUACAAAACAAAAAGGAUUUACAGCAACACAGCUCAACCCGAGCUCUGCUCUCACAGUCUGCGGAUGUGAGCGGUGACCCACGAGCGACUUGCUUUCCUUGUCUCUACUGCCAGUGUGUUAUUCUCUUUGCCUUAGUUUUUGUGUCUUCACAAUCACUUUUUCUUAAACAUUAAAGAUUCACAUUGGAGAAGCAUCAUAAAAGAAGCAUCUUUUCUACCUUCACUCCUGAAAAAGUCUUUUCAUGCAUUGUGAUUAAUCCUCACACAAGAGGGUUCAGCAGCCUGUCUUAGACGGGACUGCUCGUGCAGUACAUGAUCACCCCUACACAGCAUGACCGUAGAUGCAGACCCCUACAGUGAUUGAACCUCAGCACUGACCUAUUUUAUUUAGAGAUCAACCAUCACAAAAUGUUUUUUAAAUGACUUCAAAUGGAAUACAAUAAGAAUUUCAUCAGAAAACAUGUCUAUUGAAUCCUCUAGUUAUUCUGAUAAUAAAUCUGUAUACAGUACAUUUCCAUGUGCAGUCAUUUUCUUAAAGGGACACCAGUAGAAAAUGUUUUUAAUUCAGAACAUUAAAGAGGUGCUGGAGAGCUAAAAUGACAGUCCCUAAUUCACAAGUUUUAAUGUGUAACCCCCCUAUAUCAGCUAUUGGUACGCACCCUUCAUCACAAAUUGACACUGGCCUUUUUAUUAGGACCUACAUAGGAAAUGCAUUAAAAAACAGUGCAGUUAUACUGUGCCCUUUGAUCACCAGAGUCAGCGCAUCCUAUCAAAUAAGAACACAAGUGCACACUUCAACUUGUGCAUUUCUGGCCUUAUUGCAUUGCUGAAUCAGAAUUAACAUCAAAGCAUUUCAAAGCACAAUAAGGACUAUUGAGUUCAUUGAGUGUUCUGAAUAUGAGAUCCUUUGAUUUGAUUUAUUUUCACCACUGUAUAAUGGCAACAUGUAUCUGCUGGGAAUUAAUUGAACGCCACCAGAUACUCUGUGACCUUUGACCCUGGAAGCUGAGGCCAUUACCAGGAAAGCUCAUUAGGGUUGCCUGGACAUUGGCUUAAAAGUUGUUAAGCGACGUCAUGCUUUAUUUUGGGAUCUUGUUUGAAGCUCACUGAAACACAGAAAUAUGCUCAUUUUCAACCUUCUACAAUUAUCAUGUAAUAGGCAGCUAACAGGAGCGCUGUUAGUAAGCCAUUGGCUAUGUAACAGUAGUGUCCUUCCUUCUGUUGUGAUCAUCGCAGUGAAUGUGCUCCACACAGGACAGUGGCCCAGAGAACCUCCAAACGCUUAGCAUUGCAUUUUUAACAUUUUCUUCUACAAUGCUUGACUAAGAGGCCUAUUUUGAACUGCUCUUCCCCUGCAACUUAGUUAGUUCUUGUUACUUUUGUAAUGUAUCCCCUUCGGUCACAAUUUUGUUAUUCAUUUUUAGAAAUGUUAAAAUAAUUUGUGUGAACUGGCGGGGACAUGUUGUUGACUUUCAUAUGAAGGCCAAAAAUAUCUGUACCGGUACAAUAAAAUGCUUUAAAAGUAAAAAACUAAACAUAAAAAAGUUGAAUUCAGUCUUGGAUAUACGAAAAAGAAGCAGCGCCUGUGUGGUGAUGCUCUCCUCCUUCGUUGUGCUGUUAGGUCUUUAUCAAUCAGCUGUGAUGUUUUUCAGCUUGCUAUCUGAACCACUGCUUUGCCGUUGAGCAGGGUCAACGCAGGCUUCCUCCGUGACAUUGAAGUUUGACACCCACAUCUCUGC